UCCGCGGCUUACGCCGCCCACGCCUCGCUCGCCUAAUCCGAAGCCUCGCUCGAAAACUCGCCGCCUCACGCCGGAGAGCAUCAUCAGUUCAUCACCGCCAUCUCCCAUCGCAGAAGCCAUGAGCAAUCCCGAGCUCUUGUCAGAGGAAAAGGCCAUCCUCGUGGAGACGCUGAAGAACAAGCUGCAGGCGUUGGCGGAGCAACAUGUUGACGUGCUCGAAAGCCUGGCGCCCGUGGUCAGGAAGCGCGUCGAUGUGCUCAUAGAGAUUCAGAGCCAACAUGAUGAACUAGAAGCGAAGUUCUUGGAGGAAAAAGCUGCUCUAGAAGCUAAUUAUCAGAAGCUUUAUGGACCAUUGUACUCAAAGCGUUCUGAAAUUGUGAGUGGUGUUCUUGAAGUAGAGGGCGAGACUGAAGAAAGAGAGGAAAAGGGUGUUCCAGAUUUCUGGCUCAAAGCAAUGAAGAACAAUGAGAUUCUUGCUGAGGAGAUCCAUGAGAGCGAUGAGGAAGCUCUGAAGUACCUUAAGGACAUCAAAUGGUGCAGAAUUGAUGAUCCAAAGGGUUUUAAGUUCGAAUUCUUUUUCGAUACAAAUCCCUUCUUUAAAAAUCAAGUGCUGACUAAAACAUACCACAUGAUUGAUGAAGAUGAUGAACCCAUCCUAGAGAAAGCAAUUGGGACUGAAAUCGAAUGGCAUCCAGGAAAUUGUUUGACACAGGAGGUGCUAACAAAAGAGAGUUCAGAGAGCACUAAACCUAUAACAAAGACUGAAGAAUAUGAGAGCUUCUUUAACUUCUUCAGCCCCCCUCAAGUUCCAGAGGAUGAUGCAAAAAUUGACGAAAAUACCGCUGAAGAAUUGCAGAACCAAAUGGAACGAGAUUAUGACAUUGCAUCUACUCUCAGGGACAAGAUUAUACCACAUGUUGUUUCUUGGUUCACUGGAGAGGCUGUUCAAGACGAGGAUUAUGGUGCUUCUUGGGUGGAUGAUGAAGAGGAUGAUGACGAUGAAUAUAGUGAUGAAGAAGCAUAGGGCAUUCAAGUGUCGUUUGUUCUACUGGGGUAUUAGAACGUUAGAUGCUUUUAUAUCCAUUGUUAUCCCUCUAUUUUGAACGGAAGGCUGGCAGAGUUGCUAGAUUGCAGGGUGAGCGACCUGGGAGUGCAAGCAGCAAUACUUUUUUUUUAUCUUAGUUCUCAGAAGUCAGAAGUGGACUGAAGGAUAUGCAACUACUAAGUUGAUUUCUAUUAAGUUA
Oryza sativa Japonica Group (Japanese rice) is the source of this 1244-nucleotide messenger RNA. Its product is annotated as nucleosome assembly protein 1-3. NCBI's taxonomy places the organism in Eukaryota, Viridiplantae, Streptophyta, Magnoliopsida, Poales, Poaceae. The record is from RefSeq and is a predicted model, not a curated record. Gene Ontology annotation, molecular function: chromatin binding; histone binding. Gene Ontology annotation, cellular component: chromatin; nucleus. Gene Ontology annotation, biological process: nucleosome assembly.